CUCAUCCAUCUUUUCAUCUCUUCAUCAAAGUUCAAGUAACCAUGACAUCCAUCCAACAACUCUUUGGAGAGCUAGAACGACACAUCAAACGAGAGGAGCACGAUAAGGUCCUGGUUGUCAGCGACAAGAUCCUCAAAAUUGAUCCUAAGGAUAAAGAUGCGCUGCAUUGCAAGGCCAUCACUUUGAUCCGCCUUGAACGCUACACGGAUGCUCUUACUAUCUUGAACCGUCAAUUGGAUACCUCCAAAUUCACCUUCGAGAAGGCUUAUUGUCUUUACAGGACCAACCAACUGGCAGAUGGCGCACAGCUUAUUGCCAACAAACGUAAAGAGCUUCCAUCUUCUUCUCAGCUCUCAUGGGACCUUCGUCAUCUGGAAGCUCAAAUGCUCUAUCGUAUGGAGCGUUACCAAGAUUGUAUUGAAUUGUAUGCAAGCAUGUUGCAGGACACAGCCGUGGCGGAUGAUUCCUACAAUGAUAUUUUGACCAACUACAAAGCCUGUAAAGCUGCUGUUUUGUAUUCAGGACAGUCUCUGGAUUCCAAGUGGAUGUCCUUGGAUGAAUCAACCAAUUCAAAGACAACGGCACCAACCUCUCAAACCUAUGAAUUGAGCUUUAAUGCUGCAUGUGCCAAAAUUGCUCAGGGUGAAUACUCCCAGGCACUUAAACUCUUGGAAGAAUCCAAGAGGGUCUGUAGAGAGGCUCUCAAGGAUUAUGACGAAGAAGAGAUUGAGCAAGAGUUGGCCAUUAUUGUUGUUCAGAUUGCUUAUGUCUACCAGCUAAUGGGUAAGACUGAGCAGGCCAAAGAACUUUAUCAGACAGUCCUCAAGAGCAAGGCUCUGGAGGUAACAGUACCUGCUGUGGCGGCCAACAAUUUAGUAGUGCUGCAAAAGGAUUCAGAUCUAUUUGAUUCAGCCAAGAAGAUCAAGACUGCGACGACGAAGGCUCUGGGUGUGAAGUUCUUUUCUACCCAGAAGCGUACUAUUGCUAUGAACGAAUUAUUAUUGUCGUUAUAUCAGAACAAAUUCGUGGCCUGUCGAGAUUCUGCAAAACAACAACUCAAGUCCCAUCCGCCAUCCGAGUAUACCGAUGCUCUGUAUUUAAUCUUGGCAGCCGUUCAGUACAAGCAACAAAAGAAGGCUUCCAAGGCUCUAGAGGAAUUGAGGGAAUUUGCAAAGGAAAGACCUCAGAGUGUGGCGAUUCAGUUUGCAAUCAUUCAAUUACAAUUGACAGAAGAGAAUGGACGUAAUUUCAAGGCUGCGAUCGAAUCGCUGUCGAACUUCUUGAAGACUUUACCAGAGAAGGAACAGUAUCGUCCAGGGUUUGUGGCAUUGUUGGUUUGGUUGUACGAUCAGGCUGGUCAAGGUGAUAAGGGCAUGGAUCUGUUGUCAGAAGCUAGUGUUAUUUGGGCGAAAUCUAACAACACCAGUAGUAGUGGUAGUAAAAAACAGGAGGCGGCCGGAACCGCCAUGCCUUUGACGUUAUUGAAACAAACCGCCGCGUUCAAAUUACGCUCACACCGGUACAAGGACGCUGCCAAGGACUAUGAAGAGCUCGUCCGCACGGAUCCUUCAGAUCCCACUAGCAUUGCUGGAUUGAUCAUGGCUUACUCCGAGAUUGAGCCUAGUCUCGCAGAGAAGUACGGUACAUCUUUACCAGAAAUGGAUCGUUCGAUGAUGCAGUCAUUAGAUGUAGAAACUCUUGAAAAAGUAGUUCCGGGACAUAGGAAGGAGUAUAUUUCCUCAACAGAUGCUAUCAAAGCUGCUGUAGGCGGUCGUAGACGGCCUGGAUCAAGGCUUCGUCGUACAGGUGCCAGGAAGGCUCACAAGCGUAAGCCUCUGCUUCCAAAGAACUUGGAUCCUACUCAAUUGGGCAAGAACAUUGAUCCUGAGCGUUGGUUGCCUAAACGCGACAGAGCUGCAGCCCGUCUUGCCAGGACUCGCAAGACCGGCGCUGGAUCCAAGAAAGAGAUGGGUAAGGGGCCUCAGGGAAUGAAUAUGGAAGGUGGUGGCAUUGGAGGUACUGGAAGUGCUCGAAUUGCAGGACGUGAGCAUCUGACGACUUCUGCCAAGGCAGUAGCAGUAGAAGACAUAAGCAUCACAAAGAUUGAUGAGGCUGUGGAGUCUCCAACAAGUUCAAAGGCAAAGAGUGGUGGUGGAUCAUCCAAUGCUAGUAAGAAGAAAAAGGGGAAGGGCAAGGGCAAAUGGUAGAUCUCUUCCUUGAAUGAAAUUCUGAAAGCUUGAAACAUUAAAUAAGUAAUAGCAAAGGCAUUUCAGCCAGCCAAUUCUAAUAGAAUUAGCUUUGGUGUUAUUUCUUUAUAAUAUAAUGAGACAACUAUUCG
This is a messenger RNA of Lobosporangium transversale, 2338 nucleotides long. RefSeq lists its product as hypothetical. Gene Ontology annotation, cellular component: signal recognition particle, endoplasmic reticulum targeting. The transcript is spliced from 3 exons. The coding region runs from base 42 to 2207 and encodes 721 amino acids. Lineage: Eukaryota; Fungi; Mortierellomycota; Mortierellomycetes; Mortierellales; Mortierellaceae. Gene Ontology annotation, biological process: SRP-dependent cotranslational protein targeting to membrane. Gene Ontology annotation, molecular function: ribosome binding; 7S RNA binding; protein binding. The record is from RefSeq and is a predicted model, not a curated record.